AUUCAAGUCGAACAUGGAUGGAGGUGGGGGUGAUUCGUUUGAUCCCUGUGAGUGUAUAUGUAGCCAUGAAGGAGCAAUGCGAAGGCUUAUUUCUCUGGUAAAUAUAAACAGUAUAUAUAUUUAACAUACAAAUACAAGCCAUUUGAUGUAUGACGCCUAAAAUUCCCACCGGUUCAUCACUUACCUUGCAUGGUCGUUCCACCCUCUGGUCACUAAGAGUGAAUUUUUCCGCUUUUUCGUUGCAGCUGAGGGAUUCGCAAAGCUAUUGCACGGAUAACCAGUGCUUACAAGAACGUAAGUUUUACUGCUUUGUUUCAUUCGGUAGCUUUUGCAACUUUGAAUCGAGUCUUUGCAGCAAGCUAACCUUAUAACUUAAAGCUUACAAUAAUUAUUAGUUAAGUAGUUUGCUCGAGUCCCAAUCAAUGUUUUUCUAGCUUGCAGGUUUUGUUAUCGACCAUAAUCCUCGAGCUGUGCUUUCUUUAUUUUCUUUUUACUUUGAAACAAACUUGGAAACAUAAAUAAACCACCGUAAUCUUAAGCUCAUAUACUAAUUUAACGUUAAAAUCUGACAUUUCUACAAAAAUGAUUUAAGCUAACUUAUUUAAAAACCUUCUCUCAAAAUACGGCUUUCUGGAAAAUUUCGGCAAGGUCGGCAGGUGAUUUCGCCCAAGACUUGUGUUUAUUUUCCUUGUCGAGUAACGUGGUUUUCGUUCCUAUGUAAACCAAUCCUUAUCCAUUAGCGUUUUCAAGUCCGAUAUUAAUUAUUCACAAUUUGACAUUAUGUUUUAAAACUUUAAUGGCAGUUAGGGGUUGGUAGUUAACGUAGCUUUGCCAGGACUCGAGAAUGUUAUGACUCUCGAGUGAGCAAGAUUAUGUAACACUGGGUUAAGUUUAAUUCACCUUACUACAACUAGGACAAGAAAAGUCGUCUUUCCAGAAAUAAAUUCUUGUCCUAGCUAGUUGAAGAAAGUUGACCGAAUCUUAAUAAUAAUAAAUAGCACUUCCCAUAAAAAUGCUCGAUAUUUGCACUUUCUCAGAAGUUCUAAAAACAAUAAACAAGUAAAAAUUAAGAACCUAGUACAAGUCAUGAUUGUGCUUCACAGAAGUUCUACAAAUAGUAAAAAUAAUUCUGAAAUAGGUAUAUUUAUACGAGUAAAAAUUACAUGUAAGAACCUAGUCAUGAAAAAAACUUGGAAAAAUAAAAAUGUUUUCAGUUCCAUUUAAAAGUUGGUAGAUUCAUGAUGGUCGUCCAUAUAUCAUGUGGUAGGCUGUUCCACAACUUUGGCGCAGUGAACAUAAAAGCAUGAUCCCCAAGGGUCUUUGAUGACUUCAUUUGUGGAAAUUAAAGCGGAGUAAGAUUCCAUCACAAGAACUGUAAAGACUGUAAUGUGAAGGUGUUACAACACAAAUAAGAGAAGAGUUGUAAAUCUACUGUAAGAUUUAUUACCUUCCCUUGUAAUCUGUGCAGUCUGUGCUUGAUUUCUAAAUCAGUCAAUUUUUGGUUAAUUUAGCUAGGCAAAGUACGUGUAGUAAAUCAGGUUAGAGUGAAAUACCUCAUCAUACACAUAAAGCAUAUUUUUAUGGUCAUGUAUUCUCUUUUAUUUAUUACUUGAACACAUGGGCAUAGUUGUUGAAGGCUGUUAUUUCUGGCUGAGGGUAAAUGUUUUAUCAGGGUUGCUGUUUUUCUUGUUUGUACAGAGCACAAAGCAUUUUCAUGGUCAGUUUGACUAUAGCCGUUAUCACUAAUGAGAACAUCUGCAAAUGUCAAAUUAAUGUUGCCAAAACGAAUUAUCAAAAAUUUUCUUCAAGCAUUAAGAUUUGAAUUCAAAUUUCCUGCUGACCCAAGAAGGCAAAAUCCUGCUUUCAGCAGCUUAGGCUGGCAGUUUUUCUUUUUCUUCUUCCUCUUUUUUGCCUCAAUUAUAUUUAUGUUGCUAGGACAAAAAAUUGUUUUUCUCAAAAUAUUUUUACACAAUACGCACUUUAACUUGAUGUUAUUGCCAACUAAUUUGAAUCUUGUUAAUUUUCUUUUUGCGUCACUUUGUAUUGCCCAAUAGUCAUAUUUUAUUUUUUCAGAUGUACAAAUUUAGUAUUAUACGUUACAGGUCAAAAUUAUAAAUUCAAGUUAAAGUUUUUUCACUUACAUGUAGGUAGAUUCUCAAUUUCCUUUAUCUCCUUAAGCCCUAAUUUGACAUCAAGAAUAAAUUAGAGCUAGGAGACAAAGUAAUUAUAGCCGGGUGUUUUCGCUUUAUUUUUGGUUAUCGUCAUGCCGAGUCUACAUGUGCAAAGUUUUCUGUCUCGGCUUAUAGCCGAGAUCAGCUUAUAGUUGAAUAAAUACAGUAGGUAAAAAAUUUUAACCUGAAUUCUAUUUUGACUUGUAACGUAUAAUACAUACAUGUAUAUGUUAUACUGUGUAGCUUUUUUAUGUUUUUCUGAGUUAAUGUCUCUUCCACUAUAUUAAUUAUUAUAAUAUACAUGUAAAUCUGCAUGCAAGAAACUAUUAUUCUGAAUCUCAGAGCUAUUGCUCUCAACACUAAUUGGUAUAAAUCUCCUAUAGAACAAUAAGUUAGUGGCAUUUAGUUAAAUAUGUUGGCUUCAGAAAAAUGUGUUGAUUACAGUGGGAUAGAGUCCAACACAGUUACAUGUUAAAGAACUCCUGAGCUGAACUCCAGUACUGUACAGUACAGUGUACGUGUAUGUCCACAUCUGGGCAUCAAGAUCACAUUUUAAUAUAACUGUACCUGCCAACUUUUUCUAUUUCUAUCAUUAUACUUGGCAAAGGUUGCUCAUUGCUCCAUCUUAGUCAAAUGCAUUAUAUUUUUGUCUUGUCAUGACUCAGUUUCCGAAAACAUCCCAGCUACCUUUGUACAUUUCUCAAAAUUUUCAGAAGUCCCAGGACUCACCAAUAGUUUUGAUGAGUCCUCAGGGACUCAUCAUGCAAAAACUCAUGAGUCCCCGUCCAGAUCCAUUGAGUCCCAGUUCAAAAAACAAUGAGUUCCCUAAACUGAAUUUUUUGGGGUGAUUAGAUAACCGUGCAGACAGUUGAUUAAGCUGAAGACAGGCUCCAAAACACUGUAUUGUAAUAAAGACUAAAAGAAAUAUACCUUGUUACACGAGAGCUGCAAAAACAGCCACAGAAAUCACACAAACAGGAUAUUCUACAAAAACAUCUUCAGAUUGAUCAGUCUGCACAUGCCAUGAAUUAUUUUUUGGGACCUUUCAUGUGUCAGGGAUGCAGGACAAAGAGUUACCAAAAUCACUGCGAAGCCUUGCCGAAAAUGUCUGAGGUUUCCCCGAAGACCUUUAACUUAGCACUUCUAAAGCUAUUUCAAGACUUUCAAAGUUAUAUACUCUGUGUGCAGAGAACCCUACGAAUAAAAUUUCCUGCUUUUUGUAAUAAACAUCAUGAAAUGAAGCUCCGAGUCAUAAAGUUGCUCAAUAUAGUGUUAUGAAUCUGAAGAUCUUAAUUAAUACUAUUGUCAUACUUUUAUGACAGUCAUAUGGAAUGGCUUAAAAAUGAGCUUAAAGAUGAAAGAAAUGUUAACUCUUUUAAGUCUACCUUGACUUUGUCUUGAACCGGGGAUUGCUGUGAGGAAGAUGAUGUAGAAUGUUUUUAGUUAUAUACUUUAUUAGGUGUAUGUAAGGUAAUUCUUGUGUACUUUACUCUAGGAUAAUGUCCUUGAGUAUUUAUAUAUAAUUUAUUUAUAUUUAGCAUUCAUGUAGAGCAUUUUUAAUCUUGAUCAAUUUGAUUUUUUUGUUUGAUUUUUAUUUCAAUUAUAAAAUAAUGCAAUAUAAUAUGUGUACCUUCUAGUGCCAGGACCACAGGGUACCAACAACACUGGAGGAGACAGUCAUACCACAUUUUAUAUUAUGAUGGUUUGGAUUGUGAUUGCCUUUGUUCUCUAUCUUCUGAGGUAAAUGUGGUCGUGUUACAAUGCAAGCCUUGAAACAUUAGGGUGUAACUAACACUGGGCAGUAAUACAUGUAUGUCCAUAAAAUAUCAUUGAUAUUUUUAGCUUGAUCCUCUAAACCAUUAGCAAUGGUCUUUAUUUUCUUGUCAAGCACGCAAAUACUUUGUUCCUGUGACCAAAAUUGAGGAGAAAUAUGUACCGCUUUAACCUGUUAAAACCAGGAAACACCCCUGAUUACUGAAAUGUAGUCCUGAUGAUCUGGUGGGGUCAUGCACAACUGGAGCAGCCAAAACUACAUGCAUAAAAUAGAACAGUGCCACACAUGUACAGUAGUCCUUUAUAGUAAUAUUACUUAGUGAAGAGCAUCAAAUUUCUCCUUGUAAUAUCAAUGCUUGUAAAACAGAGUGGUCAUGAGAAUAACAGACAUGAUCACACAAGAUAAGUUUGCUUGACAUUUUAUCAACUUCUCCUCACUACUUCUGUAUGAAAUAAAUAGGGGCAACAACUGAGAAUUCAAAUUUUGAUCUUAGGGUUUAAAGGGUUAAAUAGUCCCAUGGUAUGUCUGCUAAAUAAUGACAUGUUUCUCAACAGACCUCAAAGUAUGAGGCAGGGUGCAGAGAAGCCAAGUCGCAGUGAUGUAAGUACACCCUUUUGGUGGCCUAUAAAACUGGUCAUCGUAGCUUUUACAUGAUUUGUUCAUGUAUUUUAGUUUUGAGCCCUAUUUGCUCCAAUGAUUAACCGAUACUGCCUGUACCCCCUGUUUAUUGUAUGACGUACAUGUAUGGUAUACAGUCCACUGUUGCUUUGAGAAUUUGUUUAAUUGUCAUUGAGUACAUAUUAAUAAAUACAACAUUUUAAUGUUGACUCGAAAUUUUGCUACACAAAACUAUAAAUAGUACAAAAAUAAAUUAUCUCAACAGAGAGCCCAGAUUAUGGCGUACAUUUGCGGACAAAAAUAAUUGAAAAUGAAAUAUAAUUUCAAGUUCAAAAAUUAGACUAUCCAUGUCGAAAUCUCGUCAUAUGAAUUUGAAAUCGCAAUGAACGCAGUCGAAAUAGCAUCAUUCGAACUUGAAGUUACUUUGAACAAGUUGAAACUAUAAAGGGAAAACUCGACAUCGCGGAUGUUGAAGUUCAAAUCACCAUUCCAACUAAAAUGCAAAUUCAUGAUUUGAACUUCAAUUCACCUUCUUCAUUCUAAUAGGCUUCUUAAUCGUCAACAAUGCAACCAUAAUCUUCCACAAAAUUCCAAAUGAAAUCUUUAAUUUGAACUUAACGUCAAGUCACAUAUUCGAAUUCGAAAAGCCAAAAUUUCAAUUCGAAGGGAAGCGGAAGUAAAAAUACACAGGAACCGGAAAUGAUAAGAGUUUCACUACACUGUACGUAUGGGAUGUUUGCAUAACUGCAUUUUGGCCCGAAAAGAUUUCCCUUCACUCAAACUCUCUGGUCAAUAUGGCGGACAAUGUGAAUGAUAAGGGCGACUCUAGGACAAUCCAAGAGAUUGUGAGGGCUGUCGUGGCAAACUUGAGAGUGGUUUUCUGUAAAAUUCGAACUUCGGCCUGACACGUUACCUAGUCGAUUUGGCUGAUUUUUGGCAUGUAGUCUUAGAGUGGUUUCCUAAAUACUUAAUGCAUAUUCUAAGGUUUGAAUUCUCUUUGGUUUCAAAGAUACAGGAAUGACAGGUUUGACGAGGCCUCGAGGGGCCGCCAUGUUGGUGAACUGAAGGAGGUUUACUAUGGUUAAUUCUGGCUUUAUCUGUUCAAAUCAUGCAACUGUAGUUCUGCUCCAUUACAUUUGCCCAAUUAUUUUAUUCAGCAAUCUAACUUAUCUAUAAACAAACUAUGUUUAGUGAAAACGGCUUACUCUAAAUCGAUGUGGCAUGGGUGAUAUUGGCCUUCCAAUUUCUACAAAAUUUGUGUACCUUUUAAGUACCGAAAAAGUGCUGUGAGAAGUUACAGUAUAGCCGUUCAGAGCUCAGGCUAAACUAUUUUCGGAUAGAAAAAAAAAAGGUAAAUGAAAGGAGGAAGGAUAAUUCUUUGCAACUGUAUGAGUCACGAUUACGUUAUUUUAAUGAUGAACCUAGAAUUAAUUAUAGUAAACCUCCUUCAGUUCACCAACAUGGCGGCCCCUCGAGGCCUCGUUAAAACUGUCAUUCCUGUAUCUUUGAAACCAAAGAGAAUUCAAACCUUAGAAUAUGCAUUCAGUAUUUAGGAAACCAUUCUAAGACUACAUGCCAAAAAUUAGCCAAAUCGACCAGGUAACGUGUCGGGCCGAAGUUCGAAUUUUACAGAAAACCACUCUUAAGUUUGCCACGACAGCCCUCACAAUCUCUUGGAUUGUCCUAGAGUCACCCUUAUCAUUCACAUUGUCCGCCAUAUAUUGACCAGAGAGUUUGAGUGAAGGGAAAUCUUUUCGGGCCAAAAUGCAGUUAUGCAAACAUCCCAUAAGUACAGUGUAGCGAAACUCUUAUCAUUUCCGGUUCCUGUGUAUUUUUACUUCCGCUUCCCUUCGAAUUGAAAUUUUGGUUUUUCGAAUUCGAAUAUGUGACUUGACGUUAAGUUCAAAUUAAAGAUUUCAUUAGGAAUUUUGUGGAAGAUUAUGGUUGCUUUGUUGACGUUUAAGAAGCUUAUUGGAGUGGAGAAGGUGAAUUGAAGUUCAAAUCAUGUAAUUUGCAUUUUAGUUGGAAUGGUGAUUUGAACUUCAACAUCCGCGAUGUCGAGUUUUCCCUUUAUAGUUUCAACUUGUUCAAAGUAACUUCAAGUUCGAAUGAUGCUAUUUCGACUGCGUUCAUUGCGAUUUCAAAUUCAUAUGACGAGAUUUCGACAUGGAUAGUCUAAUUUUUGAACUUGAAAUUACAUUUCAUUUUCAAUUAUUUUUGUCCGCUAAUGUACGCCAUACCAGAUCACCAAAAAGUAGUUUUCAGUGGGGUCUUGCCGGGGAAAAUUGAUAAAAAUAAUAAAAUAUUUGUUUACAAAGAGUGGAAGGUCAAAUGCAGUUUCUUGUGUGUGUGUGUGUGUGUUAAAAAGGUCAGAAAAUGUUAAAAUCCAAGAGAAAUAAAUAUUAAAAGUUGCAGUGCAUUUUGCCCACAGCACAACCAAUCAAAAAUACUACCCAGAUCUGGGUCCAUCAUCUGUAUGGAAUUUGUACACUCAUUCCUCAAAUUUAAUGUCAUUUCAUUGCCAGUGCUGGCAUCACAAAGUGUUAAAUUACUGUUUCUGAGGCCAUGAAACCCAGCAUUAUUUUAUCAUUCUACAGAUAAUACAUGUAAAUGGAGCUGCUUUUAUUUAAUUUUCAGAGAGGACCAGGCCCACAACCUCCUGCCCCUCCUGUUCAUUAGGAUACACAUUUCAAGGUGUUAUAAUAAUAUUAUUUAAUAAACAACUGUAGAAUAUUAACUCAAAAUAUUAAUGGCAGUACAUGUACAGUAGAACUUAGAAAGAGUUAUCACUGUGAGUAAUGUUGAUGUACUGUAACUGGUUAAAAAUUAUUUUGUUUCCAAUGAGUAGUUAUAAGGAGAAUGUGCUCUCAUGGGAUUUGUAGACUAGUAAGCUUAAAGUAUUAUUUAAGCAAAAGAAAGUUUUUCUAAGCAUGAUUUUUGUACAGACUUACAAAUGUUACUUGCGUUAAAUUGAUACUUAAUUCUGUUCUUGUAUACUAGUCAGUCUAUUAUCUUAAUAGUAAACUUCCUUUUUUUUCUGUUUGAAAACUUUUUGAAUACUUCCAAAGUGUUCCCAGUGAAGGAUGUUCUGCAUAAUUGCAAAUCACAACACAAGAUUGGAAAAGUCAAUGCCAACAAUUUAGUGGAUAACACAGUCAAUGAAUGUACAUAGCAAUAAUGUGCUUUAUAAGUAAGGUGGAAUAUUGUUGUCUGGGUGAAUGUAGUCCCGAACAGGACUGUCAUUUUUUCAGUGACUGUAGUUUUGACAACUUUGCUGGAAUGCAUGAUUAUCCAGGCAUAUAUUUCACUUACUUGCUUUGUUUAUGUGACUCCUGGUUUCAAUCAUUAUAAUCAUGUAUUUUAUAUAUAGUUGUAUUUUGAUAAAAUAGUCAUAUUGAGGGUGUAGAUCAAAAAAAGCAAAUAUAGUAAUAAUUAUUGUCAGUUUACUUGAAUUUAGUGACAAUGUUAUUAAAGGCUUUGUAAUUUUAUUGAAACAUCAUUAAUGUAGCUAUAAGUGCAGGGAGUUUUUCUAGAACACUUUUUAUUUGUGUGUGACAAUCAUGACAAGACUCACUUUUUUUUUAUCUUCAAAUGAUUUGAUACUACUAUACUUUGGUCCUUUAUUAGACUUCAAAACAAUUCGUAUUUUUGCUUGUUCAAGUACAUGGGAACAGGCAAACAAAAGGUCAGCUGGAGCAAGGCCGAAAGCGGAUAGUUUUUUUGGGCAUGUGAGUCUUGCUUGCCUUGGCCAUAUGAGUCUCUGACACCACAGUCUCAAACGAUUUUGAAGUCUAGUAUUUUAUCAAAAGGUCAGUUUAAAGGGAGGUGAAUUUUGGCUGAGAUUUUUCUUCAAACAAAAUUAUGGUCAUGCAUGUCCCACAAAGUUUACAGUGUUUUCCUCUGCUGUACUAUUGCAUAAGUUCACUAUUCUAUGUUGUGGUAUAAGGAUAAUUUUAAAUGAAACACAACAGGAGUUUCCUGGGAAGUUAUAAAGUAUGAGUGUUUGUCUUCUUGUAUUGACAAAAUUGUUAAUACAUUGUAUAACCUUUAACGAAAUGUUUACAUUUUGUUUGUAUCUCAAAUGUGGACCAUAAUUAGCAGAUGUCAUUUAUUUCCCACACACAAGCCUCAGAAAGUUUCAAUUAAAAACAAUGUUCUCUUCUUGUAACUGCAUGUCCUGUAUAGUUAAACCUCUCUAUCAUCCAAACAUCUCUAUUGACUAGACCUUUUUAGCAAGGAUUUCAUUUAAUGUCCAUUCCAUUUAAGCUAUAGUGUCCAUUUAAUGCAAGUUUCACUUGUUUAUGUACUUGGGAAUUUAGUUACUAGGAAUAAGUUACCAUUGCAGGUCUGUGGUAAGGCUUGGUAGAUGUAGCAGCAGUUCAUUUAAUCAUAACAGUAACAAAAUUCUCAAAUCUGAUUGGUUAUCAACUGUCCUGAUUUCAGCACUAAUGAGACAUUGUAAUAGGACAGUACGUGUCAUACUUAAGUAAUUCAAUUUCACUGCCAGCAAGAAAACUCUUAGAAUAUAUAGUUUGUUAAGUUUUAAAAAGCCUGAAAAAUCACAAAUUUUGCUUUAAUUGGUAACUUCGUGUCAUCCAAUUUGGUCUGUAAUCAUACUCGUGAUAAAGCAAAUCUGACCUUCCGCCAUUUGGUCAUCCAAUUUUGUUAAUCACUCGUUAGCCUGAAUUUCAUCCGAUUACUUCGAGUCGUUAUUACUCCCUCAGUAAGAGGAGAAAACAACUCGAAGCAAUCGGAUGAAUUUCAGGCUAAUCACUCGUAUGAUUACAGUCCAAAUUGGACUCCACUUAGUCCAUUCUCAUCCCCAGAGCCACUCGGCUUAAUUUGUAACGAACCAGUGUACGUGACCAAGAAACGACAGGCUCUGGGGACGAGAAUGCACUCAGUCUUAUUGCCAAUGUCAAUCACUCUGAUCUAGGAUUUCUGGAAAAAAGUACAUUGGUACUUAUGCAUUAAAACCGGGUUGGGGAGAAUUUCUACACUUAACUCGAAAGUCAUUCAGAGUGUGAUAGUAAGAGAUUUCAUUAUUUAACAGAUUGAGAUGAAGUUAUACUGGAGAGAAGCAGAAUUCAGUUUAAUUGUGUAAAUAUCAAGAGAGUUGUUUAAUAGGGGAUGGGAAAACUUGGGUUGACAUAAAACUGUAAACAUAACUGGCUCGUUAGCAAAGCUUGUUUGGUUUUUCUGUAAAUGCUGUUGACAACCAAUAUUAAAUACUCAUUUGCUUCAAUGCAAAGAGAAAAAUAGACUUGAUUUAUUAAUUUAUUACCUUUGGAACUUUUGGACAGAUCAUGAUUCUGUCAUAAACAAGUAAAUCUCUUUUUAUGCCCAGGCAGG
This is a messenger RNA of Porites lobata, 9915 nucleotides long. NCBI's taxonomy places the organism in Eukaryota, Metazoa, Cnidaria, Anthozoa, Scleractinia, Poritidae. The record is from the annotation of a GenBank genome assembly.